AUGCCCAUCGCGGUAGCGGGAAAACGUCUCUGCGUCAAUCCCGAUUACAAGUCUUCCCUCUUCACCUACGUGGGCUCCGAUUGUGUAAAGAAAUUUCUCGAAUGGCUCAAUGAACAGAUCGAGGAAGCGCGCAUUAUCGAUUUACAUUGUUCAAAAGACAGUCUUGAACAUAUGUCUUCGCGUGAUUGGAAGAAGUUUGUCUCGCAGCAGCAUUGCGAGAUGUGUGGCAUUGAAUUCACUAUAGGCGUGAAAAAGUGCAUCGACCAUUGUCACUUGCAAGCGGAUCGGAUGCGAUACGUGCUCUCAAAUCUAGUGGAAUUGAUGAAAAACAAAACUAGCACUAUUGUAGACCCGGAAAGUGGGAUGAAGCAGAACCAGAGCGCAUUUCCUCUCCUCUCCGAAUACGUGAAAGGAUCGAGUGAAAUGUACGAUCUUUUGUUGCGCAAGGGUGUCUUUUGCUACGAAUAUCUGGACAGACCAUCAAAACUUCAAGAGAGGCAGCUUCCGCCGGUCGAGGCAUUUUUCGAUUCGCUGAAAAAACAACCCAUUUCAUCGGAGGAUUACGAGCAUGCAACAAAGGUAUGGCGAACAAUGAACUGCAAGACCCUUGGUGAUUAUCUUGUAGUCUAUCUCCAAACAGACGUUUUACUACUAGCCGAUUGUUUUGAGAAAUUUCGUGCCAUGUCCAUGAAACAUUUUCAAUUAGAUCCAGUAAAAUAUAUAUCGGCCCCUCACAUGACAUUCGAUGCCAUGCUCAAAAUGACAAGAGUUCAUAUAGACUUGAUAGAAGACCUGGAGCAAUAUCUGUUUGUCAAAAAAGGCAUUCGUGGAGGUGUCGCUUCCAUUUUCCAACGACGGGCCCACAUAUCUGUUGACGAUGAUGAUGAUGUUGAAGAGAAGGGGGUAUUUUCAGGAGAAGCAGACAAGAAGAGUGGCGCGCAGAUAUUUGCCCUCGACGCAACGAAUCUCUACGGCUACUCCCUCAGUCAAGAUUUACCGCACGGAAACUAUCGCUGGAUCGAGGUUGACGACCCAAACGAAUUUAAUGUUUUGUCUUUGUCAGAUGAUAGCACUACAGGAUACAUACUAGAGGUGGACCUCGAAUAUCCUACUUGUCUACACGAUUCGCACAAUGACUUUCCUUUAGCGCCAGAGAAACUGUGCAUAUGCCCUUCGCAGUGGAGUCCGCUAAUGCAUGUUUUGGCGCGAAAACUAAUGGAUCCCUCACAAAUACGAAGUGCCGCCACCGGAGAAAAACUGAUUCCUCAUCUUGGACCGAGAACAAAUUACAUUGUCUAUCUGAAAAACCUGCUAUAUUAUCUUCAGCUGGGCAUGACGCUGAGCAAAGUGCAUAGGAUUCUGGCUUUCGAUCAGUCGCCUUGGAUGAAAGAUUUCGUCAGCUUCUGCACGGAGCAGAGGAAGGCCGCGGCAAACAAUCCCUUCGAAUCUGACUUUUGGAAAAAAGCGAUUAAUUCUUGCUACGGGAAAUUCCUCCAAGACAAAACAAAGCACAUCAAUAUGAGUCUAGUGUCGGACAAGAGAAAAUUCCUAACAAAAACGAGCAAACCGAAUUUCAAGUCAGUUACCAUUUACAAUAGGAAACUGGUAGGCAUACAAAUGAAACCCCGCAGCAUACUUCUGGAUCGUCCCAUCACAGCGGGAAUGGUCUGUCUCGAAACAAGCAAAAUGAAAUUGUACAAAAUGCACUAUGACUUCAUUAAGCCAUUGUACGGGGACCGGUGCCACCUGUUGAUGACGGACACGGAUAGCCUGCUGUAUUUCUUGGAAGAAUAUGAGGGGAACGUGGACGAGGACUUCUUCGCGAACCGACGCUAUUUCGAUCUGUCUAAUUAUCCGAAAGACUCGCCCUACUUCUGCGAAACGAACAAAAAAGUUCGAGGUACUUUCAAGCGAGAGGAUGCGUGCGAUCCCAUUGUGGACUUUGUUGGUUUGCGUGCCAAAAUGUACAGCACAAGACAUCGGUCGGAGGCAGUCACCAGCAAGGCCAAGGGUUUGCCCAGAUGCGUUAUGCAAAGCAUUGGCUUUGAGCAGUACGAAGAUGCGCUAUACAUGAACACAUCUUCACAAGCGGCACCCAGUACGUGUAAUUUUAAAUCGAUUAGGUCGAAAAAUCUAAAGCUUUAUACAUUAACGCAAGAGAAAAAAGCUUUGUCACCAUUGGACACGAAACGCUGGCUGUGCAAAGAUAACAUUCACACAUUCGCCUUUGGACACUACCGCAUCAAAAACGAGUAA
Messenger RNA from Lineus longissimus, 2256 nucleotides. RefSeq lists its product as uncharacterized. The coding region runs from base 1 to 2256 and encodes 751 amino acids. NCBI's taxonomy places the organism in Eukaryota, Metazoa, Nemertea, Pilidiophora, Heteronemertea, Lineidae. The transcript is spliced from 2 exons. The record is from RefSeq and is a predicted model, not a curated record.